Molecule: messenger RNA, 1389 nt
Organism: Anopheles moucheti
Lineage: Eukaryota; Metazoa; Arthropoda; Insecta; Diptera; Culicidae
Exons: 1
Coding region: 1-1389 (462 amino acids)
Biological process (GO): glycolytic process
Molecular function (GO): pyruvate kinase activity
Source: RefSeq, a predicted model, not a curated record
AUGGAACGUUUUAUUGCAACGAAUGCACUUGUUUGGCAAAAGCUGGCAGUGAAAGUGCAUAGAGAUAUCACUCCGGACGAAAUUCAGGCAGCCCUGCGGAGUGGCGCUACCUUUCUUUACAUUCAAUGCGGUUUAUAUACAACCCAGGAAGCCAUGGUUCUGUUAGAUCGUUGUAACGAAAUCAUUAAAAGGAAUGCCGAAGAGUAUCGGCCGUGGACAGUGAUCACUGGAAUUAUGUGUGAACUGAGCGGUCCCUAUCCACGAGUGCAGUUUUUCUCCAGCGGAAUAUCACAAGUCCGACUAAUCGAAAAGCAACUAAUAACGCUUACGGCCGAUGUAAGAUAUGAACAUCAGUGUUUUGAUGAGGUUAAGUAUGUAACGAAUUUCGACCGGCUAAAUCGCUCCAGUGUUGGUGAUGUGUUAUCGAUUGAUUCAGUGAAACUCACGGUGGAAAGAAUUGUAUCCGGGUUUGUUACGUGCAAAGUAACGCAAGCCGGAUCUAUUAACCGUUUCAGCAUUGUCACAGUGGGCUGUGAGGAUACCUCAAAAGACGAACAAAUGGAAUUGGACAUGUCAUCGACACUGGAGGAACUGGAACGUGUUGUGGAUAAAGGAUGUAAAUUUAUAAUCAUGCCAAAAGUAGAAUCUAAAUCAUUGCACACAUUUUUCGAAUCAAUUCAGUGCAAAGAACAAAUCGCACGAAGUAUUCAAAUGAUAGUGCACGUUGAUUGUUUUCCUCCAUUCAGCGCGUUUAGUGAUGUGGACCAGUGCAUUGAUGCCUUCGUAACGAAAACUGUUGAUAUAUUGAAACAAAAAAAGUCCAUAGGUAAAGCGGUUCUGUACGAUUUGGAUACCGAAGGAAUGGUGCCGGAAACAAUUGAAGAGGCUGAUGUGAUCAUAACAAGUGUUUGUGAUCUCACAAAAGUACAAACCCACUUGAAACAGGUUAAUCAAAUUCAGCUUACAACACACCAACAGUCAAACAGAACGUUAGCCCCAGAAGAUGCAGCAAUGGCUACAUGCUUGAGUUUCUCCGCCCAUGAAGCGAAUGCCAGCGCCAUCAUUUUGCCUUUGGAGAAAGAUGGCCCAAAACUAGCCAUAGACAUCUCUUUGACAAACCCGCUUUGCGUCGUACUACUUCUCAGACCGUCCGAUGAAGAAGUUCAGCGUAUUUUGCUACGAAAGUACCUGGUGCCUGUUAUCGUACCGGCAGUACCUAAUGCGUCACAACAGAAGCUCAUACGACAUGCGAUUGCUUACGGAAGGCGCUUUGGGUAUCUGCACGGUGGAAAUUGUAUUGUAUCAGGAUGCACAGUCGAUUCUGACACAGAUGUACUCGGAUUGGAAAUGCGUUAUGUACCACUGGUUGCUCAUCGAAACGGACCGUAA